Messenger RNA from Cimex lectularius (bed bug), 1690 nucleotides. RefSeq names its product cathepsin L1-like. The transcript is spliced from 6 exons. Gene Ontology annotation, molecular function: cysteine-type endopeptidase activity. Lineage: Eukaryota; Metazoa; Arthropoda; Insecta; Hemiptera; Cimicidae. The record is from RefSeq and is a predicted model, not a curated record. The coding region runs from base 88 to 1080 and encodes 330 amino acids. Gene Ontology annotation, cellular component: lysosome.
CGAAUGUUCAGUCUUCAUUCCACCAGCGGAAACUGUUGCAGGGUUUUUUAGUCUAUUUUCUUUUCUUUUCUUUUUUUUACCAGAAUAAUGCAGUUGUUUAUAUUUGUUUGUGUAAUUUCAUCCAUACUGGCUGAGUCUGAUUCCGAAUGGGAAAUGUUUAAGAAAAAAUACAAUCGGACGUACAACAACGACGAGUACGAAGCCAUCCACCGUGAGGUGUUCAUUAGCAACAAAAAGGCGAUAGACGAGCAUAACGCAAAAUACGAAAAAGGCCUCAUGACGUACAGCCUUAAAAUCAACCAUUUCGCCGAUUUUACACCGGAUGAAAUAAAAGCUCUCUUUGGCAAAUCGAGCAUGGAAGUUAUCGACAAGAGAUGGGGUUUACGAGCAAAGAGGAAUGUUGCAAACGAAAGUAUCGAUGAAUUGGUGCCUGAUUACGUUGACUGGGUGAAAAAAGGUGCGGUAACACCUAUUAAAGAUCAAGGCCUUUGUGGUUCGUGCUACAUCUUCAGCAGUUUAGCCGCACUGGAGAGUCAAUUGUUUUUGAAAAGGGGAAAAUUGGUAUCACUCAGUGCUCAAAAUUUCCUCGAUUGUGCAAAAAAAGGGUACGAAUAUAAUGAAAAUCCUUGCCUCGGAGGAUCGCCCUUAACAGUGUUCGAUUUUAUCGAAAAUAACAGAGGUCUAGCAACAGAGUCGUCGUACCCAUACGAGGAGAAGGUGAACAACUGCACUCAGGAAAAAAUAGAACAUUUUAAAAUUACGAGAGGUAAUUUUGUACCCCCAAACUCGAUAAAAUGGAGCAUUUUCAAAAACGGCCCAGUCAUAACGGCCUACGAUGCCACACAGUUCUCCUACCUUUUCUACUCUUCCGGCAUUUACGAGGAUCCGGCGUGCAAUAGUACCGAUAUAAAUCAUGCAUCAGUCCUGGUUGGUUUCGGAACCGAGGAGCGCUAUAAUUAUUGGCUCGUCAAGAACUCUUGGGGGACCGAUUGGGGCGAGGAUGGCUACGCGAGGAUCGCAAUGAACGAAAGGGACUUCUGUGGAAUUCAACAAUUUACACUAGCUGUGAUUGCACAUUGAUGCAAAUAAUAAUCUAUAAAUGUAAAUUAUGAAUUAAUAACCUGAUUACAAGUUAUUAAUUUAUACCGACUGUAGUACUAAGGGGCACAUCACCUUUUCCUAGAUGGAGUCAGAAAACUUCACUUUUUGUGAUCGUAUAAACGUGCGACAAAUGUGAAUUUCUAAAAAUUAAUCAAAAUAAGUAGUAAUAGUAAAAUAAUGAUAUUCUAAGUCUUAAAAUAUUAUAUGUUGGCUUGUAACUUUUACAAGAAAUAAUAUAUUUUUUCCUUAAAUAAAAGUUUUCUUGACAGGGUAUUUGCUUAGUUGUUAAAGCAAUUGCUGUCAAUGGCCAAUAUUUAAUCUGUCACUAAUUUAGGCUUAAUUUAAUUUUCAUUGCUGUGUAAUAUUUCAAACUGCUCUGUUAUUUUCAAAAGAUACAAAAUGCCCUAUACUAUUUUAGAAUCACUCGAAUUGCAAAGUAUUGACCAAAUCGCUCAUUAAAGACAAUGUACACAAAAUUUUAUCUUUUGUAAAUCCUUCACGCGAAUAGCCUGUCAAUUGGUAACCUGUAAGUAGGCGAGAAAGGAGUCAGAUUGAAAGGAAAAGUGUUAAUAAAGGAGGAAAGACAGUU